AUGGGCCUCAGUCGAGCUGCAGAAGACCGUCCUACUCCUUCGGAAAUUGGUGGAUUGAUUGGAAGCGUGUCAACUUUUCCUUGUAUGAAGUACUGGGGACGAAAGGUUGCAUUGAUGUGUGCUGCAGUCGUGUACACCUUUGGUGCUGCUUUGCAAGCAUUCUGUUACGGUAGACUGGGCAUGAUGUACGCCGGCCGACUGAUAACAGGUCUCGGAACCGGAAGCGUCACUGUCAUUGUCCCCUUGUAUAUAGCUGAACUCAGCCCACCUGCAAUCCGUGGCUCCCUAGUCGGCAUCUACGAGAUCAACAAUCAGCUCUCAUCUCUGCUGGGAUACUGGUGCAACUACAUUGUCAAUGAAUACAUCCCACCCACCGAGACAAGACAAUGGCAAAUCUCCCUCGCCGUGCAAAUCAUUCCCUCAACGCUCCUUUUCUUCGCAGCACUCUUCAUCCUCCCCGAAAGCCCACGGUUCUUGGUCAUGAAGGGUAAGGCAUUGGAAGCCCGCAAAGUUCUAGCUUUUGUUCGGCACCUCUCCGUCGAACACGAAUACAUCAAUACCGAAAUGGACGAGAUUCAAGAAGCUAUUCAAAGACAAUCUAAACCUCUCACUUCACACCCUCCCUCCAAAUUGGGGAUUUUCAGAGAGCUAUGGUGGAAAGGCAACCGAAAUCGCAUGUUCAUUGGACUAGGUCUUAUGGCCGGCCAGAACUUGACUGGUAUCAAUGGUGUCAACUUCUAUACGCCCACGAUUUUCAAGAGUAUUGGGUUUAGUGGGACGAAAGUUGUGUUGCUUGCUUCUGGCAUGUACGCCGUCGUGAAAAGUAUUGCCACAAUCUUCUCCCUUGUUCUCUUCAUUGACCGCGCAGGCCGCCGGAAGCUCCUAAUUACCAGCUCCGUUGGCACAAGCCUCGCGCUCUGGUAUAUAGGCGGGUUUGUCACCGCACGGCACGUGGACUUGACCCGUCCGCAGGAGAAGAGUGUUGCGGGGUGGGUUGCUAUUGUUUGUAUCUACAUCUAUGCGGCAUUCUUCUCAUUCGCCUGGAAUGGUGUCGUUUGGGUUUAUUGCUCCGAAAUCUUCCCUACUCGCAUCAAGGAGCUGGCAGUCUGUCUAGCCACUGCCUGCCAAUGGCUCUUUCAAUUCGCUGUUGCCCGUGCUUCUCCUUACAUGCUGUCUGCCCUCAAAGGAGGCUUCUUUUUCUUCUUCGCCGCUUGUAUUACUAUCAUGGGUGUGCUUGUGUGGUGGUUAGUGCCGGAGACAAAGGGGCGGAGCUUGGAGGGUAUGGAUGAUAUUUUUGGCACUCCGUAUGGAGCUGUUGAUAGGGUGGGGUUGGAGUUGAAGAGCUUUAGACGGGAGAGGGGCUUGGGGAAAGAUGGGGAAGAGGGUGAUGUGAAGGGGAAGGGCGGGGUAAGAGCUGGUGAGGAGCAGAUUGUGAAGGCUGAAGAAGUUUAG
Messenger RNA from Lachnellula hyalina, 1452 nucleotides. Its product is annotated as putative quinate permease. The transcript has 6 exons. The coding region runs from base 1 to 1452 and encodes 483 amino acids. Gene Ontology annotation, biological process: transmembrane transport; carbohydrate transport. Gene Ontology annotation, cellular component: membrane. The record is from RefSeq and is a predicted model, not a curated record. Gene Ontology annotation, molecular function: carbohydrate:proton symporter activity. NCBI's taxonomy places the organism in Eukaryota, Fungi, Ascomycota, Leotiomycetes, Helotiales, Lachnaceae.